ACGAUGAUACUUUAGAAUAUAUCUACGUGAUGAUAUAUUAUUUUCGAUUAAUCGAAAAUAGUUGAUUAAUUUUUGUAAGAUGGCGGCGUCAUGAUUACGUCACAUAUUUUGACUUGACACUCGCGUCGACAUCAUCCCUCUCUCACGUCUCGUUUAUUAUUAAAUAUAAAAAAAAAGAAGAAGAAGAAGUAGAAAAAAAUUUAAUUGGCACCAGGAGAGAUAUGCCACAAUAUGACGAAUCCUUUCUUGAUUCGCCUAUCUUCUUCAGACGACGCAUACGAACUUAUUCCGUACAAAAGAAAACCUCGAAAUCAAGAUCGUUCAAGAAUACGUCUGUACCUUUGUUAUUGGCCGUGACCGAUCUCAAUAACGACUUGUCUCACUCGUUUUCAAUCUGCAAUACGAAAGAAAGCAACGAGGAACGUACAAACGGAAAGGCGCGGGGCGGAAAGCUCGCGCGUCGAGCACGCUCCUUUAAGGAGGACUUUUUGGAAAAGUUAUCACACAUGCGUUCACCGGGUAGCGGUGGUACAGGGGCAGCUGGCGCAGAAAGUGCCAUAGGAGGAGGAGGAGGAGGAGCAGGCCGAGCUAGUUCACCCUCCUCCCCGCGAACACCUCGCGAUAAAAAUGGUCUUGCCGGAAUUGGACUAGGAACAUCUUCCACGUCCUCUACGGGAAAGGAUAAUAAUAAUGCAGUUAAUCAUGAAAAAAAUCCUUUACGAGACUUACACGUCCACGUGAGACAAGUGCAGCUUGCUCUUCUACAUUUUCGGGAUGUCGUUUCUAAAAAGAAACUGGAAAUGUUGCCAGGUAAUGGGACGGUCGUUCUCGACACCGUUACCACCAUACACACGGUACUCAAGUCCUAUCUUCUUUCUGAAAAUAGUUCCACCUUAGGAUCCGCAACCAAUCAAGUUUAUCAAGCACUCGCUCAGUUAUUAAAGCUAUGCGACGAUGUUUUGUUACACGGCGAUCAAUCUUCCGCUUUGGAUACAGAAAAUGUUACUCAUGUUAUCGGUUUGGUCGAAGAAGCGGUUAAGAAUUUGGUUUCCCUUGCUCACGAGAAGAUUUCCAAUCGACAGAAACCUGUUAGCGUUACGAUUAACAAUCGUGCAUCAGGAUAUGGAUUGGAAAUUGCUCCUCAGAGAAACUCGUUGCCGGAUAUACCUUUAACGCCAAGGGAAAGAGAAAUCUUGGAACAGACCGCUGCUAAUAAUAGUCUUGUCCGAAGUUCUCAUAGUUCUGAAUCUAUUUUGAGGGAUUCCAGUCCACCACCGAAACCUCCUCUACCUGACAGAACAAACGUAUGCUUCUCCGAAGAAAACAGUUCGUCUGGCACGCCACCACCUUUACCACCAAAAAGAAGAACAACCAGAACUCAACAAUUACUCGACGAAUCCGAAAGUUUCUUAGCGUCUAGUCUCGAUAGAGUCUCCUUACGUAGUCGAUCACCGGAAGACUCAUCUUCUAUCCUAAGUGCAUCAGCUGGUAGUUUGGAUUCUGCUUUAAAUCAUUCCCGUGACGAGGAUGAAAUUCGAGCUAUCAUGGGACCAAACGACGAGUCUCUCAACGAUAGUAUGGAUCUCAGUCUUAUUGCUACUAUUAAAAGUAUGCAAGUUAAUGGGACCUCUAAUUGCGCUUGUUGGGAUAGUUCUGAAAGCAGUAUACCAAGUACUAUGUUACUGGGACAACAAACACCCCAAGAAAUUCUUAAUCCAUUUACCGGUAUAGAUGGAAAAAUAGAAAGAUUCUCAACCCAAACCCAAGAAUCUGGUUUCGUAUCGAUGCAUUCUCAAAGAAGUUCUUCACAAAGUUACACCACUUCUUCCAGUACAACGUCAAAAAGAUCGUCACAACAAAGUAGUAUCAGUUACAGUUCCCAAACGUUUAGUACUCAACAACAAUCUAUUUAUCAACACAAAUUUAUAUCGGAUACCAAUGGUUCUGUUUUAACGCAAAAAUCAAUAAGCAGUUCUAAGAGUACUACAGAUAAUAUGAAUAUAGCAGAAUCUGGCGAUGCCAUUAUAUUAAAAAAAUUGAAACAUGAAAUAGAAUCGAUGACUAUAUCCGACGCUAAUGGAGUACCACCUGCAUUACCAGAAAAACGAUCUAAACGAAGAAGGGAACGUCAACCAUCGCAAUACGACAAUGUACCUGAAAAUGAACAUUUGUCUACUUGCAGUUUGCAUACCAAUAACGGCGACAGUUCUGAUACUAAUAAACCACCGCCUCUUCCGUUAAAAAAAAAACAUAUGUUCCAAUCAGUGGCAUAUUCUGUUAUGGCAUACAUGGAGAUGUUUGGAAAUUGCUCGCACAGCAACAACGAUUUCAUUUCUGGUCUUGGAACUCGUCAUUCUGUAGCAGCUUACAAUUCAAUGCAAGCGGAGUGGCAACAACAUGAAAUGGCCCUUACUACAACUCAAUCUUGUUCUUUUGUGGCUCAUACAAUAACAAAUUUACACGAUAGCACAAGCGUUUCCAUAUCUAUGACUCCGAACAUUACAGAAAUAACAAAUAAUUCUAGUCUUCCUCCUGCUUUACCACCAAAGAGAUCACGAUCUAUUAAAUCAAAUAUUGCACCUUCAACAGUUUCACCAAAGCCUACGAUUAGUAUGCAAAACAUACAUACAUCCGAACCUAUAUUAUCAUCCACUCCUGUCAGAAUUGACGAGCCAACAUAUAAUGAUGUUUUUAUUGAUAAGAAAGAUGUUGUUGUAUCCUCGACUCCAGUGAAAUUGAAUACUACUGGUACUACUAUAGAUGUAGCAUUACCAACUUCCAGACCUGCGAGUAACGCUCUCUCGUCUAUAUCCAUUAGCGAUAAUACCUUGGAAUUAAGGGACAUAGAUCAGGAUGAUAGUAUCUUGGAAGAAUUAGAUAUCAGUAAAUAUUUAGUCUUUAAGAAACCUGAUGAAGAAGGACCUGAUAUACGUGGUGGACAUCCUGACGCGUUAUUAAUUCAUGCUACUAAAGCUAAUAAGCACGAUUUUUUAUAUCAGGAAGCUUUUCUGACAACGUACAGAACAUUUAUUCAACCGCUCGAAUUAAUUCAAAAAUUACAUAAACGACAUCAACGUUUUUCUUGUUCUCCGGAUGUUACGAAACAACGGGCAGCUCGUGAAGCUUUUUCCUUGUUAGUUAGAGUAGUCAGUGAUUUAACUAUGUCAGACCUCGAUGAUACCUUGUUACAAACUUUAAUGGAAUUUGUACAGCAAUUAGUAUGCAGUGGUGAUUUGACAAUGGCUAAAGCUUUAAGAGUGAAAAUAUUAGAAAAACAUGCCGCCAAACAAUUACAAUGCGCGCAACCAAUUUUAUCCUCUUUAAGUGUAACGACAAAACAAUCAUCACUUUUAGAUUUUAAAAGUGAACAGAUCGCAGAACAAAUGACUUUAUUAGACGCAGAUUUGUUUAUGAAAAUUGAAAUUCCUGAAGUAUUAAUAUGGGCUCAAGAACAAAACGAAGAAAGGAGUCCUAAUCUAACGAGAUUUACAGAACAUUUUAAUAAAAUGUCGUAUUGGGCGAGAUCUAGAAUAUUGGAGCAUAGAUUGGACAACGAAGCAAAGGAUAGAGAAAAAUAUGUCGUCAAGUUUAUCAAAAUAAUGAAACAUCUUAGAAAGAUAAAUAAUUUUAAUAGUUAUCUUGCCUUGCUUUCUGCGUUGGAUAGUGCACCAAUUAGAAGACUCGAAUGGCAAAAACACAUUACGGAAGGCUUGAAGGAAUAUUGUGCUCUCAUAGAUAGUUCUAGUAGUUUUCGAGCAUACAGGCAAGCUUUAGCGGAAACUCAACCACCGUGUAUCCCAUAUAUUGGACUCGUCUUACAAGAUCUUACGUUUGUGCAUAUUGGGAACAGUGAUUUGUUACCAGAUGGUACUAUUAAUUUUUCUAAGAGAUGGCAACAAUUUAAUAUUGUUGAAAAUAUGAAGAGGUUCAAGAAAGGUACAUAUUCCUUCAAGAAACACGAGCGUAUUAUAACGUUCUUCAACAACUUUAGUGAUUUCCUCUGUGAGGAGGCAAUGUGGCAAAUAUCUGAAAGUAUUAAGCCACGCGGUGGAAAGAAAGUUCAAUCGCAAAACUAGAACAUAUCUAACCCUUUCACUGCCUGUGUUUCAAAAUCAAAAGGCUGAAACGGUGAAAAUUCAAAGUGAUUAUGUUUACGUGGGAACUUGCCCUUUUCUGCAAUUAAAAAAAAAAAAAAUAAAUAAUAAGAAAAAGAAAAUAAUAAUAAUAAUAAUAAUAAUAAUAAUAAUAAUAAUAAUAAUAAAAAUAAUAAUGCAUAUACGCGUAUAUAUACAUAUGUAAUGUCUAUCGAAGGAAGAAUCUAGUAUGUAUAUGUACGUAUGUGUGCGUAAAAUAUGUGUACGUAUGUGCGACGCUCUGAGAGCGGUGAAAGGGUUAGCAUGGUCUACCCCAAUGUGUACGCAACCUCUGUGAGGUUGUAUUUUAAUAUUUUUAAUUUAUACUCGCUGAAAAGUAAUACAGACAAACAAACAAACAAUAUUAAAAAUUAAAAUAUAACAAUCCAGCCUAGGACAAAUGCAAUCUUGUACAGUAUUUGAAUUUUAAUGCAUUGUCUUUUAAAAACAAAACAGAAUCAAAUGCAUGAGAAAAGAGAGAGAUAGAGAGAGAGAGAGAGAAAAAAAAAGUAAUAUCAAUAGCAAUCAGAAGUCAAAGGAGAAACAGUCAAAAUCUAGUUAGCACAAAAUUAAGAGAUUAAUUAUAUUAUCGUUAAUUCAAUGCAUUUCUCAUAAUCUUCCUUUUUAAGUGCACAUUUAUAUGAGAAAUACAUAUUUGCCUUGAUAUCCAAAUUGCAUUUAAAAUAUGAUGAUGUAUCUAUAAUAAUGCUUAGCUUAUAGAUAGAAGAAAAAGAAGAAGUUAAGAACAAAAA
Molecule: messenger RNA, 4885 nt
Organism: Polistes canadensis
Lineage: Eukaryota; Metazoa; Arthropoda; Insecta; Hymenoptera; Vespidae
Gene: C3G
Product: guanine nucleotide-releasing factor 2
Exons: 16
Coding region: 222-4076 (1284 amino acids)
Biological process (GO): positive regulation of GTPase activity; Ras protein signal transduction
Cellular component (GO): plasma membrane
Molecular function (GO): guanyl-nucleotide exchange factor activity
Source: RefSeq, a predicted model, not a curated record